Messenger RNA from Nematocida parisii ERTm1, 727 nucleotides. RefSeq lists its product as uncharacterized. Bases 25 to 711 code for a protein of 228 amino acids. Lineage: Eukaryota; Fungi; Microsporidia. Gene Ontology annotation, cellular component: CAAX-protein geranylgeranyltransferase complex; protein farnesyltransferase complex; cytoplasm. The record is from RefSeq and is a predicted model, not a curated record. Gene Ontology annotation, molecular function: protein farnesyltransferase activity; CAAX-protein geranylgeranyltransferase activity. The transcript has a single exon. Gene Ontology annotation, biological process: protein geranylgeranylation; protein farnesylation.
AAUGCUUUAAUACCGUAAAUAAUCAUGCACAGGGAAGAACCACUGACUAUAAAUUACACCGAGGAGUACGUUCAGUUAUUAAAACAGCACAAUAACAAUAUGUCCAAUAAAAACUAUUCAAUUCCAAGCUUAAACACAAUAAGUUGUGUACUCUACCACUGCCCUACAAAUUAUACUGUGUGGGUUGAUAGAAGGAAAGUACUUGAAGAAAUACCACGGGAGGUGUACAGUUUUGAGCAGGAAUUGGUUUGGACUAAAAAGCAGGCCGUAGAGAACAUGAAGAAUUAUCAAGUGUGGCACCAUUUAAAGUAUGUUCUCUCAAAAGUAGAGAAUGAAAUAUCUGAAGACUUAGAUAUACUAGAGAUAGUAAGGAAGGACACUAAGAACAUACACUUCUGGGGAGUAUUCCUGGCGUGCACGAAGAAUGUAGAAAGUGCUUUAGAGUAUACGAAAUAUUUUAUUGAAUUUGAUGUACGGAAUAAUUCUGCAUAUUCAAUACGGCACACUUUAAUUAUUCCACUACUAAGGAAGAGUACAAUACACCUUAAUAAAGAGAAAGACUUCCUUCUCUCUCUCCCUAUUCUUAAGCAUAACUUGGCAUUCUGGAACUAUGUGAUGGCACUGGACAGAGAAUUCCCUGCGUGUAAAUUGCUUGAGCUGUGCGAGGCAGCAAUGGAAGCAAAGCAGAUACCAAAGUACUAUGAGGACUAAUUAUUCCAUGGGAGUA